CCGCGUGCGGGGCGGCCUCGACCGGGGCGGCCUCGCCAUGGAGCCUCCGCCGCCCUUCCGCCUCCCCCGCCGCCCCUCCGCCGCCCCCCCCGGCCGAAUGAGGGGGACCCCGGCCCUCGUCCCGCCCUGGCCUCGGGCACAGCCGGGCCUCGGCAGCCCGCAAGGCCCCCGGAGCCUCCCCGGCGAGCCUCCCGUUACGCCGGCCUCCGCGGUGCCGGAGCCCUCUCCCUCGCCGGACUCGCUCUCUUCGCUUUUUUGGAGCCUGGGUUUCAGCACGCAGCCCUGCCCCUCGCUGGAACCGGGGGACUGGCCCCUCGGCCGCGGUGCUGCCAGCACGGUGAGGGCUGCGGAGGACGCCCCGGUGCUGCCCGGUCCUGUGGUGGGUGCCGGUGAGGGGGAGCCGGCGUUGCCCACGCGUGGCCGGAUCCUUUACCGAGGCAGAGGGGAUGCGCCGCCCGCCGCCCCCCCCGGCAGAGCCUCCGUGCUGCCCCUCGCCAAGCCCGGCCUGCGCCCACCCGGCCCCUCGUCCUCCCCGGAGCCCCCCCCGGCCACCAGCAGACAAGCACCGGGAGCGAAGCCGGCGGCGAGGGGAGCGGCGGUGCCCGUGGGACUGAACUCGGUGCGGAUCCACUGCCAGAACGAGGCCGUGUACCAGUACCACGUUACCUUCAGCCCCGAGGUGGAGUGCAGGAGCACGCGCUUCGCCAUGCUGAAGGAGCAGCGCUCGGUGACCGGAGACGUGACUGCCUUCGAUGGCUCCAUCCUCUACCUGCCCAUCCUGCUGCCCCAGUCGGUCAGCCUGAAGGCUCAGAGGAGGGCGGACGGGGAGGAGGUCAGCAUCACCAUCCAGAUCACCAAGGUCCUGGAGCCCAGCUCCGACCUCUGCAUCCCCUUCUACAACGUGGUGUUCCGCAGGGUGAUGAGGAUCUUGGACAUGAAGCUGAUCGGGAGAAACUUCUUUGACCCUUCUCAGGCCAGCAUGUUGCAGCAUUACAGGCUGCAGGUCUGGCCGGGGUACUCCGUCAGCAUCCGCAGGAGGGACGGCGGGCUCUUCCUCCAGGUGGACACUGUCCACAAGGUGAUCCGGAGCGACUCCGUCCUGGCUUCCAUGCACGCCAUCUACAAGCAGAACGCCGCCGGCUUCCAGGACGAGUGCACCAAGCAGCUGGUGGGCAGCGUGGUCAUCACCCGCUACAACAACCGCACCUACCGCAUCGACGACAUCGACUGGGACAAGACCCCCAGGGACAGCUUCACCUUGGCCAGCGGCGAGGAGAUCACCUUCGUGGACUACUACAGCAAAACGUACGGGAUCACAGUGAGGGAGCUGGACCAGCCGCUGCUCAUUCACAGGCCCAAGGAGAAGAGGAUGCCGGGGAGGAAGCCCCAGGUGGAGAUGAUCCUGCUGGUGCCGGAGCUCACCUUCCUGACCGGCGUCACGGAGAUCAAGAAGGACAGCCGGAUGCUGAAGGACGUGAUGCGCGAGAUGCUGCAGAGCCCCCAGCAGCACUACGAGUGCCUCUGCAGCCUCCUGCGCAGGAUCCGGGAGAGCCAGGAGGCCUCGCACGAGCUCAUGCGCUGGGGCCUGGUCCUGGGCCAGGACAUCCACAGGACCCAGGGACGGAUCCUGCCCACGGAGAGGAUCAACCUGCGGCACAGCUCCUUUUUCCCCGCCGAGGACCUGAACUGGAGCAAGGAGGUGUCGCGGGAGGCCUCCAUCUCCACGAUCUCCAUGAACUACUGGCUGCUCGUCUACCCGCGGCGCCUGCAGGACCUCAUGAAGGACCUGGUGGCCGCCAUGAAGAGCGUGUGCGGCCCCAUCGGCAUGCACGUCAACGCCCCCGCCCUGGUGGAGCUGAAGGACGACCGCAUCGAGACCUACGUCAAGACGAUCCGCAGCGUUUUGGGCAGCGAGGACAAGGUGCAGCUGCUGCUCUGCGUCACCACCAAGAGCAAGGAGGAUUUGUACAGCGCCAUCAAGAAGCUGUGCUGCGUGCAGUCCCCGGUGCCCUCGCAGGUCAUCAACGUGCAGUCCCUGAUGGGCCAGUCCAGCAAGAUGAGGAGCAUCAUCCAGAAGGUCCUGCUGCAGAUUAACUGCAAGCUGGGCGGCGAGCUCUGGGGGGUCGACGUCCCCCUGAAGCAGCUGAUGGUCAUCGGGAUGGACGUCAGCCACGGCAGGGGGAUGCGCUCCGUCAUCGGCUUCGUCGCCAGCAUCAACCAGGUCCUGACCAAGUGGUACUCGAGGGUGGUCUUCCAGAUGCCCCAGCAGGAGAUCGCCGACAGCCUGCGGCUCUGCCUGGCCGAUGCCCUGCAGCACUUCCACGAGAUGAACCACUGCCUGCCCAAAAAGAUCGUGGUGUACCGGGACGGCGUGUCCGACGGGCAGCUGGACACGGUGGUCAAGUACGAGAUCCCGCAGCUGCAGAAAUGCUUCGACACCUUCGAGAACUACCGGCCCAGCAUGGUGGUGGUGGUGGUGCAGAAGCAGAUCAGCACCAACUUCUACACCGACACCUCGGAGAGGCUGGCGUCCCCCCCGGCGGGGACGGUCGUCGACCACACCAUCACCAGCACGGACUGGCAGGAUUUCUACCUGCUGGCUCACCGCGCCCGCCAGGGCUGCAGCAUCCCCACGCGCUACGUCUGCGUGCUGAACACGGCCAACCUCAGCGCCGAGCACCUGCAGAGGCUGACCUUCAAGCUGUGUCACCUCUACUGGAACUGGCCGGGCACCAUCCGCGUGCCGGCGCCCUGCAAGUACGCGCACAGGCUGGCCUUCCUGGCGGGGCAGGUGCUGCACCACGAGCCGGCCCCCCAGCUCUGCGACAGGCUCUUCUUCCUCUGAGUCCUUCCCCCCGCACCCGGGGGGGGGGGGGGGGGGGCUUCGGGGCCUUUGGGGUUCGGUUUUCGGGGCGGUUUGGGUGUUUUUUUGUUUUGUUUUUUUUUUUUUAACGCGCUUCUGGUUUCGUCCGUUCCUUUUUCUGACGUUACCGCCGCUCGCAGCCGCCUUGGGGAAGCCUCUCGGUUUGGGGAGAAAAGGGGCGUUUUUGGCCACGGAGAGGCCCGGGGUUGUUUUGCUGGGAUGC
This is a messenger RNA of Cygnus olor (mute swan), 3086 nucleotides long. It is a transcript of the gene PIWIL2, whose product is annotated as piwi like RNA-mediated gene silencing 2. The transcript is spliced from 21 exons. Gene Ontology annotation, molecular function: piRNA binding; protein binding. Lineage: Eukaryota; Metazoa; Chordata; Aves; Anseriformes; Anatidae. The record is from RefSeq and is a predicted model, not a curated record. Gene Ontology annotation, biological process: regulatory ncRNA-mediated gene silencing. Bases 38 to 2845 code for a protein of 935 amino acids. Gene Ontology annotation, cellular component: P granule.